Messenger RNA from Colletes gigas, 1601 nucleotides. It is a transcript of the gene Efr, whose product is annotated as UDP-xylose and UDP-N-acetylglucosamine transporter. The record is from RefSeq and is a predicted model, not a curated record. Gene Ontology annotation, cellular component: endoplasmic reticulum membrane; Golgi membrane. Gene Ontology annotation, biological process: transmembrane transport. Gene Ontology annotation, molecular function: UDP-N-acetylglucosamine transmembrane transporter activity; UDP-xylose transmembrane transporter activity. Lineage: Eukaryota; Metazoa; Arthropoda; Insecta; Hymenoptera; Colletidae. The coding region runs from base 364 to 1371 and encodes 335 amino acids. The transcript has 6 exons.
AAUUAUAGAAAAAUCAUAUGCACUGUUCAUAGUAUAGUUACAUAAGAUUUGUAUGUUAUCUCUUAUAAAGCAGUGUUAUUAAAAUUCUAUAUAUAGUGGUGGGGAUAGGAAAUUAAAUAAUGUUUCACGUGCUCAUAGUGUGGUUUUUAUUUAGAUGUGUAUGAAGUGGAUGGAAUAUGUGAAACGUUUAGAUGAUACAUCACAUUCUCGAGUAUACGUGCUUCCUGAUAAAUAGUUAUAAUUGCUAAAUAACGUACCCGCUCUAUAUGAUUUCGAAACGGAACACGAGUACGAGUGUCUCAAACGCGUGUGGCUAUUUAUAAUUUUAGGUUAACUUUUAUGGUACCCAGUAAAUAAUAUAAUAUGAGUGCAGCCGUUGCAAUUUUGUGCGUCUUCCUCGGCUGUUGCAGCAAUGUCGUUCUCCUAGAAUAUCUCGUUAAAGAAGAUCCUGGUAGCGGGAACCUCAUUACGUUCGCACAGUUUCUUUUCAUAUCGAUAGAAGGAUUUUUAUUUACAUCGAAAUGUGGCACCGUGAAGCCCAAUAUCGGAAUAAAGGAUUAUUUCGUAUUGGUAACGAUGUUUUUCAUUACAAACGUUUGUAAUAAUUAUGCGUUUGAUUUUAAUAUACCUAUGCCGUUACAUAUGAUAUUCAGGGCUGGUUCUCUGAUAGCUAACAUGAUAAUGGGUAUCCUUAUCUUGAAGAAAAAGUAUGCAUUUAGUAAAUUUUUAUCGGUGUUUAUGAUUACGUUUGGAAUUGUAAUCUGCACGAUCAUUAGCGGCAAAGAAAUCAAAUCUUUGCAAGCUAAAAAUGUUGAACAAGUGGCUACUACACCGUGGGACGAUCUGUUUUGGUGGAUAAUGGGUAUUUCGUUAUUAACGAUCGCUCUAUUUGUUUCUGCCAGAAUGGGUAUUUAUCAAGAAGUUUUGCACAAGAAGUACGGAAAGAAUGCAAGAGAGGCACUAUACUAUACGCAUCUAUUGCCAUUGCCAUUUUUUAUAACGUUAGCUCCUAAUAUAUGGGACCAUUUUACAUACGCACUUGCAUCAGAACCGUUGCAAAUAUCGUAUAUCAAUUUACAAGUGCCGAAAUUAAUUUUGUACCUUAUGGGAAACGUUCUCACGCAAUACAUGUGCAUUAGUUCUGUUUUCGUGUUGACGACAGAAUGCACAUCGCUCACAGUAACUUUAGUAAUAACGUUACGAAAAUUCCUGUCUUUACUAUUUUCGAUAGUGUACUUCCAGAACCCUUUUACAGUGUACCACUGGAUUGGAACGCUUCUAGUAUUUGUGGGAACAGUAAUAUUUACCGAAAUAUUACCAAAGAUUGCAGAAAGUCUUCAGCCCAAGGAAAAGACGAAGAAAGUACAAUAGAAAUGGGACACGUAGAUGACACUUUAUGCAAUUUCUAUGUUUGCUUUGUCUGCAUAUAGGGAACGUGCAAGAUACAAGUUAGCAGUCGAUCGACGAACACGUUUCGUUUAUAAUAAUUAUGUGAUGAUUACACAGUAUGGGCAGAAAAUAGAAAGUAGAACAAAAUGUUGUAUACAAAAACGACCGCCGAUUUCAUUUAUCCCGUGAAUCUGAGCAUCCUUUUCCUGUCA